Molecule: messenger RNA, 884 nt
Organism: Fomitopsis serialis
Lineage: Eukaryota; Fungi; Basidiomycota; Agaricomycetes; Polyporales; Fomitopsidaceae
Exons: 5
Coding region: 105-620 (171 amino acids)
Source: RefSeq, a predicted model, not a curated record
CACGUCGAAGGAACUUGAACCCCAACUACCACCAGUUGUCUCGCGCUGGACACUUUCUGACCCAGUCUAUCGCUUCCCAUAGCUUGAGUCGCUUGGAAGUUAGCAUGUCGACUGAUGGCGCAAGUCGCGGCGCGGACUCAGUGGUGGCGAAUGUGCAAGCCGUAGUAAAUGAAUUGGCAAUGCUAAAGACGAGUUACGCUAAUCUUCAGAGUAACUACCGCAAAGCGAAGGAAAGGAAUGAUGUGCUCGAAGGGGAGAACACAAGACUUCAGCGAGAGCUGGACGUCACGCGUCAAACCCUUCAAGUAACUGCAGCGAAGAUAGAGAAUUCAGCGCAGAGUGCUCGGGCAGCUGCGGCAUCCAAGCCGUACAUGGAAAUAAAAGAGGAGUUGAACGAUGUCUUGCACCAGAGAACAGUUGAAAGGCUUGAACAUGACUCUGCAAUAGAUGCCUUGAGCACACAACUACGUGAAGGCGAAGCACAACCUGGUGAUGGAAAGGCAGCAUUCGGCUGUAGGCACUGUAACGUCUUUCCCCACCGUUCGUGUACUGCCCAGUGUUCAUCGGGGCAGGCCCCGAAAACGCGUCACUUUCAGCGACGAGAUCACGCAGGCUGCUAACUAUUCCUCCGACUCCGGCGAGUCCGACGCCGUCGAUGGUGUCUUGGGUUUCGCGAAUGCCAACCACAACUAUGAUACCCGGCGCUCCGCCCAUAUUUCCAGCGGGGCAUACUUUGCUCCUGAGCUUUGAACAGCAGAUCCAGGAAAUUGAAAACCACUAUCGGAGUGCUCUUCGUCACGAGCAGCCUUCCUCGAACAGCGAAGAGGGCUGCAGCCCUGUCAUCGGGCGCAAACGCUUCCGUAGCGGACCGUCUCGCUCGGACA